Venturia canescens is the source of this 2616-nucleotide messenger RNA. RefSeq lists its product as uncharacterized. The record is from RefSeq and is a predicted model, not a curated record. The transcript has a single exon. The coding region runs from base 400 to 2466 and encodes 688 amino acids. Gene Ontology annotation, biological process: regulation of mitochondrial mRNA stability. Lineage: Eukaryota; Metazoa; Arthropoda; Insecta; Hymenoptera; Ichneumonidae.
AUACUAUGCUCUUGGGCAUAUAAAAAUAGCACAUUACGAUAUGUGUGACUUGAAUUACGCUGGCUUCACUCAGGUGCUCACUUCACGCCGUGCAAUAACAGACACCUUACUUAAGUCACACGUAUAUCGUAAUGUACUAUUCCGAUGAACAAUUUUCAUAAUAGUUGAUUUCUCAUUGUCGGAAUGAAUACUCUUUUUAAGGACAAAUCCCAACUAUCUUAAGAGUGUUCAAACUAACAGAAAUUAUAUUGUUUUAAAAAUGUCAAGGUUAUAGAGUAACCAACAAUUUUUAAGGCAGAAUCGAUCAAUCCAGCUAUUUCAUCGUGUUGUGAGCUCAAUCUGGAAAUCUACAUUUUGUUCAAUUCUACUCGCAGAAAGAGAGAGAGAGCGAGAGAGAGAAUGUUGCCAAGAAUACUUUUUCGUUGGACUUUCAAUUUUCGCCCAGGUUCCCCAAAGUUUAGCCACAAAUGCUCGAAAUCCGAUCGAAGAAAAAAAUUGAAAUUCUCGCCACUAAUGCGUACGAGUAUUAUCAUGCAGGAUGGUCGAAUAAUCGACGAAGCUGAGAUAAUCGUACAUAAGAUUCGUGAUAUCAAUGAUAUCAUUUUUUCUGAUACGGAAGUUAAAGUGCCAGAUGGUCGAAGAGAGAAAAAAAUAGGAAAAUACAACGAUAACAAGAAAGAAAUUCAUAUUGAGACUGAUGAGGGAACAGCUAUUUUAUUCAUCACCGAGGCCGAUGUUGUUGGAAAUAAGAGCCAUAACAACAGAAAAAACGAAGACGAGAAUCCGAAUUUUUCAAAGCGUGUUGGACCUAUUAUAGAAAAUACGAUGACCGAUGAAAUAAAUAGUCGAGUUGCCUUUGAAGCUCUGAAGGAAAUAAUGCGAUUCGAAAUUGAUGAUUUUUCAUGUGGACAGAAAAGCUCCUUAACAGAAACGGAGGCUGGAGAUAAAUCGUUGUUGAACAGUUCAAACGGCCGUGAAAAAGUGUUAGAGCAGUUGAUAGACAUGAUUGCAAAAACUCGUAACAACGAAAUGAUAAUUGAUGGUCUCGCUUUGUUGAAUAAAGAUCGGGUCAGUACGUCCAGAAACGCACAUAAAGAUUGUCUUUGUGAUGAAGCAUUAAUACGCGCAACAGAAGGUCAAUUCCAUGUUAGCCAGAUGAUUGAAUUGGUGAAGAUUCUAUCCUCUUAUGGGGAUUCAAAGUAUCACGAAGCCGUAGACAAUCUUUGGAUCGGAAUUAAAGCGCGAGAGUGUGAAAUCAAUGAGAAGAAUUUAGCACCACUGUUCAAAAUACUUCCGUUUUUCCGGGAGAGUCGAAGACUCGUUAAAACGAUAUUGGAUCGUAAAUUAAUUACGAAUUGGUGGAGGCUGAAUGGGAGCCAGAUGUCUGACAUUCUGGAAAUCAUGUUUAAUUAUGGAAACGCAAAGAACGCUCUGGUUUGUGCACGAAAAUGGUCGAAACUGCACAUUAAUACUGCUCAAGAGAGCGAGUUGUUUGAUUUCAUGAAAACUAUAACUAAAUUGAGAUUUACGGAGAAAGAGACGUUGGAAAGUUCACUGGCGAGGUUCAUGAGAGCAAAAGGACUAACUAUCAAAGAUCCUGCGUUAAUUGCACUCGUGAUGAAUUAUUGCAGUAAAAAUCGCAUACGAAACAUCGAAAUUUUCAACGCUUGCACAGACUAUCUGAUGAAACAUUCGAUGGACAUUCCAGCCUCGCUCCUUGCUCCUAUUUUCGUACCAUUUGGUUAUUUGAACUUCCGUACACCCAAGAGUGACGAAUUUUUGAAAACCUUUCAAGUGUCGUUGGAAUCAAAAUUUUCGACAAUGGCGACGAAUGAUGCACUGAAUAUUAUACUUUCGUUGAUUUAUCUCGAGCAGACACCUCUUAAUCUCGUAGACCAAUUGUUCACGUCAAAAUUUUUUGAACAAUUGCACUUAAACCGAGACACGAAAACAAUUAUGUACCUUCGAGAAAAAUUGUGCUUCCUCGACAGAGCCAUGGCGAUCGAAUGCGAUCAUUAUGCGUGUCGAAUGAUACCGGAAAUUCAUUGUAAAAAAAGAGUCUUUAUGAGAUCAAGGCUAAAACGCGUUACCGAACUUUUGUUUAACCAUUUAUCGAAGAUUAGUGGGGGCGAUGAUAAAUUAAGCAGGGCUGUAAUGAUCGGACAACUUUCGAUGAUAGAUCUGUAUACCCUCGACAUUUUAAUUCAUCCGCGAUCCAUUAAUACUUCGAUCUUUCCGAUUACGAACGAUAAUGAAAACAUUAAAACCGCUGUUCUAAUCCAUCUGCCAGAACACUAUUGUCACAACACGAAUAAUUUGAUCGGGCCUCAAGAGAUGCGAAUUCGACAUCUGAAAAAAUUAGGCUUUCGUGUCGUUGCGCUAAACUACAUGACGAUCUUGGCACUCCGAAAUUCACCGAAAGGAAUAAGUGAUUACAUAACUCGGAAAUUGCGAUCGGUUGAUUAAACUCUCAUUUUUCGGGCUUUUAUAAAUUUUAUAUAUUUUUAAUUGUUUUUAUACAAAUAUUUUUCUCUAGAAUUGUACAGAAUCUGAUGGGCUUGAAAAAAAAUGAUCAUGUGACCCCCUUAAUCAAUAAAUUGGCUGACCCGCAGUUAA